Dromaius novaehollandiae (emu) is the source of this 3560-nucleotide messenger RNA. RefSeq names its product purinergic receptor P2X 7 (gene P2RX7). Gene Ontology annotation, cellular component: plasma membrane; nuclear inner membrane. Lineage: Eukaryota; Metazoa; Chordata; Aves; Casuariiformes; Dromaiidae. Bases 445 to 2142 code for a protein of 565 amino acids. Gene Ontology annotation, biological process: response to ATP; cell surface receptor signaling pathway; calcium ion transmembrane transport. The transcript has 15 exons. The record is from RefSeq and is a predicted model, not a curated record. Gene Ontology annotation, molecular function: purinergic nucleotide receptor activity; ATP binding; extracellularly ATP-gated monoatomic cation channel activity.
CGUUCACCAUGCGCAAAGAGAGAUCACCUUAUAUGGGAACAUCCAUGGGCAAGAAGAUGAAUGCGUCUGGCCUAGCUGCUGAGGUCAGAUCCCAAACAGAUGGAAGACGUUAAUGUGAAAACUAGAGCAUUUAGGAGAGAAGAUAACACUUAUAUCUGCUUUUCUUAUGCAAUACUCAUCUCUGCAUUUGCCCCAGCGUUGCUUCAGACUGACAGAACAUCUUCCCAGAGGAGUCCCGUUCGCCGAAUGUCAUGUUCAGAGCAAGAGGAGGUCGUGGCAAUCAGGUCGAAGUGCUGUGCACGGAGACCCAAGGAGACUGUCCCCCGAUGAGGUUUCUGACUGUGCCUUUAAGUGGUGUGGCCUCGGAAGGAUGCAGGGGUGGAAGAAGACAGCACAAGGCAGCUGCAGUUUUCAAAAGCCUAGCUUUCACAGGAAGUGCUAACAAUGGUUGCAUGUGGCUCCCUGGAGUGUCUGCGUACCUACGACUCUUCGAAAGUUAUCCGCUUUUGGAGUCUUAAAUAUGCGUGUAUGAAAUGGAUCUGUCAUAUAUGUGUCAGCAUAUAUGUUGGUUAUACAGUCAUCAUUGACAAACGCUAUCAGGAGAAGGACAAUAUUAUCAGCUCCGUUCACACUAAAGUGAAGGGAGUGGCUCAGACAGAUGAAAGGAUCUGGGAUACAGCGGAAUACACUAUACCGAUGCAGGGAGUAGGCUCCUUUUUUGUGAUAACCAACAUCAUUAUGACAGAGAAUCAGCUUCAGAGGAGGUGCCCUGAGUAUCCCGUUGCCAAAGCUAUCUGCUCUUCAUACAAGUCCUGCAAAAAAGGGAGUGUGGAUCACCAGAGUAAUGGAAUUCAAACAGGAAGAUGUGUGGACUAUAAUGCAACUAUUAAAACCUGUGAGGUCAUGGCAUGGUGCCCUGUGGAAUCCAAGAAAACUGCCCCUGUGCCCGCUGUUCUGAAGAGUUCUGAAGACUUCACAGUACUAAUAAAGAACAACAUCCACUUCCCAAAAUUUAAUUACACUAUACAAAAUAUUCCACCGAAUUUCAAUACUUCCUGCACGUUCAACAAGAUAACUUCCCCGCUCUGUCCAGUUUUCCGUCUGGGAGAUAUCCUACUGGCAGCAAACGAGAAUUUUUCUGAGGUGGCAGUUGAGGGCGCAAUCAUUGGCAUUGAGAUUAACUGGGACUGUAACUUGGACAAAUGGUUUUACCACUGCAGUCCAAAGUAUGGUUUCCGACGCCUUGAUGACAAAACAACAAGCCAAUAUCCUGGUUUCAACUUUAGAUUUGCAAAGUACCACAAGCUAAACAAUGGGGAGGAACAGCGAACCCUUAUCAAAGUCUAUGGAAUACGAUUUGAUGUCCUUGUCUUUGGCACAGCUGGAAGAUUUGACUUCUUUGAACUUGUGACAUACAUUGGGUCCAUGAUCUCCUAUUUUGGCUUGGCUGCGUUUGUCAUUGAUCAUUAUAUUAGUUUAUGUAGUUGCUGCAGCUGCUGCAAAUCACCUGUCAAGGAAUAUCACUUUAGAAAGAAGUACGAGACUGUGCUGAAUCCAAGACAGGUGAUGUACGUGUCCUACGUUGAUGAGCCACAUGUUACCGUGAUAAAGAAACACCUGAAAACAAGUUUGCAGUGUACUAAAGGAGACGUCUUUGAGAGCCACCCUGAGAAAUUCUCUGAUGCUGUCAAUUGCCGCACCAAGGAUUCCGACAAGGAUUCCGUUAUGGAAGAGCUGGGGGAGAUGCGUACUCUCCAGCAGCGAAGGCCAAAUGGCUCCUCCUCAGACCGCCCAGCGUGGUGCUGCUGUGGGAAAUGCCGGCCAGCAGAUAAGCGCCAUGAACAGCUCUGCUGCCGAAGGAAAGAAGGGGAAUGCAUCACAACCUCCCCUUUAUUUGAACGACUGGUGCUGUCCAGAGACAACCUGCAAGACACCCUUCUCUACAAAGAGCCCUUUCUGGACUUGAACGGUGAGAAUGUCAACGACAAGCUGCGUCAUUGUGCUUUCAAGAAGUAUAUUCACUGGCGCUUUGGCUCUUUUGAUCUGGAAGACAGAACUGUCAUCCCAAGCUGCUGCAGGUGGAAGAUUAGAGAUACUUAUCCCAAAGUGAAUGGCACGUAUACUGGUUUUAAGACUAUAUGAGGAUGCUCUAGUACAACUCGAGCUCACACUGUCACUUACCCUGAACAUUUAACCUUUGUUUUCUGUUAUGGGCCUUAAGAAAAAACAAAACAAAAUCAAAAAGAAACCCCAAAGAAAGGAAAACAUGCGACUUCCCAAAAUCUGCUGUAUGGCUGAAUUCUGUAAACACUGUCAUUGCAGAGGCAGUAUAGCCUAUAGCUUAGCUGGCGGAACGAUUACUUUGAGUUAAAAGUGCUGCUUCUGCCUUUGUUUCCCUCUCUGAGUCAUCCCACAGGGAAUCUAGACCAUGGUUUGGAAAUGUAGCCUCUGGGGUGAAUUCUUGUAGGUACGUUUUAGCGGGAGGUUCCAGGCCUCCUGCCUCUGCAUUGGUGCGUACCAGAAUCCCAGCUGAGUCAGGAGAUGACCCGUACCCUGAAAAUAAGAUGGAGCCAAGAGUCAUCUCAGAGCAUGACCCCUGAAGGAAGGAAGUCCAAAAGAGACAUCACUUGAAAACAUGGGCCUGAGCUUUUCUCUCACCCCCCUGUUGAAAGGAUUCUGGAGCCCUGGAUAGGGGAGGCUCUAGAAAGAGGUCACCGUGCAUAAAUUUUCCUAACUCACUGUGGAGGGCCUCACAGUCUGUCCAAAUUAAACAGGCUCAUCUUGGUUGAUUUCAGUGACACAGAAAAGCCGAGUUGUUCUCUUUGUAUUACUCCUUUCAGCUUAAACUCAGGAAUUCUAAUGAAAAGUAUUUUUAUUGUCUUUCUGUAAUAUUUUCAGACAUUUCAUUCAUGCUCAUUGAAAUUGUUAAUAUUAGACUUUGGCCUCAUGUUUGCUCUUAGCUUCAAACAGGCCUUGCCGCCUACACCUCUUCUACUGAACUAGGCAUAAUGAGAGUUGCUUUGUGCUCUGAGGGCAUGAGGCCAGAGUACAGCCAAGGGGCAGCAAAUUCAGGCUAGAUUAAACUGUGCUUCAACACCUUUCCAGUUCUUUCUUUUUGUUAUACUUUGACACGUUCUAUUUUUAUACAAAGGUGAGAAGGCUUGUAACAUGUAUAUUCUGCACUUUUUUCAGCUAGGCUUUAUUCUUUCUGAGCUAACCCAGCAGUUUGCCAUUUCAAUUGCCCACAUAUUUUUUAAGAUAUAUUGCUGGCAGAUUAUGCCAGCUAUAUUUAUAUCUUCACUUGUAAUAUGCAUUUAUUGCACUAACGUUCUCACUGCAGCAUUUCAUGUAUCUAGAGUGGUAAAACAUUACAGCUGACAUUAAUGCUUCCCUGUUCUAACACAUGCACUGACUUUCCUUUUGGAAAGAAUGACAGUGGAUAUUCACUUAAGACUGUGAUUUCAAUCUCCUGUCCUAUUUUUUUAUAUAUGUUCCUUACCGUCUCUUUUUUCUCAUGCUCAUUUUGACUUUUUUAAUUAAAGGAGCAUUUUACAAAUCUG